CCACGGACAGACAAGCCGCAGCUAGUUAGCAGAAAACAUAAACACCAGUAUAUUCUCGAGGAGAUCGGGUAAUUUUUGCAGUUGAGCGUUUGUUUAAUAUGCCACAAUUUAUUGCAGAAAAAGUACACGAUGAGGUAGUUUAGCUAAAACUCUUAUGGUCAGCAAUGUUUGUUUGGAUCUCAGGAUUUCCAAGGCCCUGCUAACGGAUGCCAAUGAUUCAGCUGGAGAAACCAGUGCUGACUGGUACCAUGCCUGUGGUAUGGCCUACCAUCCUCGACCUGGGCAGGGAUGAGUGCAAAAGAAUUCUCCGUAAACUGGAGCUGGAGGCUUAUGCUGGGGUUAUCAGUGCCUUACGAGCCCAAGGCGACCUGACGAAGGACAAGAAGGAUCUCUUAGGAGAACUCACAAAAAUUCUUGGGAUCUCAACUGAGCGCCAUCGUGCAGAGGUCCGCAGGGCUGUCAAUGAUGAACGCCUCACCACCAUUGCGUAUCACAUGUCUGGUCCUAACAGCUCGUCUGAAUGGUCCAUUGAAGGACGCCGGCUUGUUCCCUUGAUGCCGAGGCUGGUCCCUCAGACAGCCUUCACUGUGACUGCUAAUGCUGUGGCCAGUGCCACAGCCAAUCAGAAUGCCUCCCUUCUGUUACCAGCUGAAACGGGAAACAAAGAAGUGGUUGUAUGUUACUCCUACACAAGCACCACCUGCACCUCCACCAGUGCUACAGCAACCAGCGGCACCAUAGGAGCGGUUAAAUCACCUCGACCACCCAGUCCUACAUCCAACGUAGUGGUGCUGCCCAGCGGGAGCACUGUCUAUGUGAAAAGUGUGAGCUGCUCCGAUGAGGACGAGAAGCCUCGCAAGCGACGGCGGACCAACUCGUCCAGCUCGUCGCCGGUGAUGCUGAAGGAGGUUACCAAGGUGUCCCCGCAGGUAUCCAAGAGCAUCACGGUGCCUGUGAGUGGAAGCCCCAAGAUGAGCAACAUCAUGCAGAGCAUCGCCAACUCGCUGCCGCCACACCUGUCCCCUGUCAAGAUCACCUUCACCAAGCCCACCAUCCAGACCACAAGCACCGCAACACAGAAGGUGAUCAUCGUGACAACUUCUCCCAGCUCCAACUUUGUGCCCAACAUCCUGUCCAAGUCUCACGCUCACAACAGUGCCUCCCUGUCCAAGCUGAGCGCCACCUCCAUGCUGAGCACGUCCACACAGAAACAGACGGUGGUCUUCCCAGCCAGCUCCAGCCCCUCCUCAAACCCCAACACCGUCGCAGUCACCACAGUGGUCUCCUCUACUCCUUCAGUGGUCAUGUCAACUGUCGCAUCAUGUGCUGCUUCAGCCGGAGUGAAGGUGGCUUCAGCCAGACUUCCUUCACCUAAGACCCUGAUGGGGUCACCUGCUCAGAUCCUGGCCCAGUUCCCCAAACAGCAGUCGCCCAAACAGCUCCAGCAGAGUUCACCUUUAGGAGCUUCAAGUAUCAGCCAGACCCAGACCUCCUCCAGCUCACCUGGGGCAAAGCCCACCAUUCAGAUCAAACAAGAGUCUGGGGUCAAGAUAAUCACUCAGCAGGUUCAGCCCAGCAAAAUCCUGCCCAAGCCUUCAUCUGUGGCGUUGUCCAGCAGCAGCUCGUCACCCAUUAUGGUUGUCAGUAGCAAUGGAGCCAUCAUGACCACCAAACUGGUCACUCAGCCCACAGCUUCCCAGGCCACCUAUACAAGACCCACUGUUGGCCCUAGCAUCGGCGCUAGAAUAACAGCCUCCAGCGGUGGGACCACCUACGUCAAGACCACCAGCGGCAGCAUCAUCACAGUCGUGCCCAAGUCUCUGGCCACUCUGGGUGGGAAGAUCAUCAGCAGCAACAUCGUCUCUGGUACGACGACUAAGAUCACCACCAUCCCCAUGACCUCCAAGCCAAAUGUCAUUGUGGUUCAGAAAACCACAGGAAAAGGAGCUACCAUCCAAGGACUGCCUGGCAAGAAUGUGGUCACGACACUUUUAAAUGCCGGGGUGUCGCCAAAGUUAGAAAUCUUCAAAUCCUACAUAAAGGGUGAGAAAGGCCUGCAGGCUGUUCAGGGGACCAAACCAGCGAUCAUCACUGCCUCCAGACCCAUUACCAAAAUGAUCGUCACACAGCCCAAAGGCAUGAGCUCUGGAUCCCAGUCCACCACCACCAAGAUCAUCCCAACCAAGAUCGUCUACGGCCAGCAGGGCAAGACACAAGUUUCCUUCCAGGUUCUCAUCAAGCCUAAGCCAGUCUUCCAGACAGCCGUGGUGAGCGAACAAACCAGGCAGCUGGUUACUGAGACGCUGCAACAGGUGACCCGCUCAGCAGACACCGGGCAGGGUCAGAGCUCAGGCCAGGACGGAUCCUCAAAGGACGAUUCCAGCAGUUUAGCCGGGGAGACCUCCCAUGGCAGCGCUCAAGAACCUCAGCCUGUAGUGCAUGUCGUGUCCUCCAGAGAGCAGGAUUGGACAGAGCAGGAAGUCUCUGUGGAAUCCACCCCGACUAUUAUCUAUCAGGAGGUGUCUGGCGGGGAAUCCCAGUCCGCCACUUCCACCAUCAAAGCCCUGCUGGAGCUGCAACAGACAACAGUGAAGGAGAAGGGAGAGUCCAAACCCAGACAACACACCAUCGACCUGAGUCAGAUGGCUGUGCCCAUCCAGCUGGCCCAGGAGAAGAAGCCCAGCCCAGAGUCCCCCAGGCCCUCCACCUCAGAGGCUGAACCCAGCACAGAUUACGUCACAGCAGGUAAAGCAAGUAGAGUGGGAGCGUCCUCCGAGGGUGAUGACGUGGUCAUGUCCUCCGGUCAGCAGCUGGGGAAACCCUACAAAAUUGGCAGCCAGGUCACCGUGGUAACCAAACCGGUCGCUGUCUCCUCUGUGUCCGCAGCUUCACACGUCAGCCACCUGCCCUCGGACAGCCAUGGUAAAACUGAGACCGUGUUAGAGGCAGGCGAGAUGGAAGGCGACACCUUGGACCCCCAGACAGGCUUGUUUUACCGCUGCAGCCAACCAGCUACAGAUCCUGUGAAGCAAACCUCUGCAGGCUCUCAGCCGCCUCCCUUGAGCCAGGCAGAGGCAGAGCACAGCCGGCACAGCUCCCCCGCCACUCAGCCAACGCCGCCGCCGCCACAACUGCAGAGCAAACCUCACAUCAGCCAGCCUUCCUCUUCCUCCACUACCUUCCCAUCCACUCCUCCUCUGACUAAGAAACUCCCAAAGCUACGAGAGCAGUUUCUGCCCAAACCCCAGGCCUUAACCCAGAGCCCCAAGGACAGACCUCUGGCUGCACCAGCACAAGCCGUGGCAAAGGUCACGAGCCCGCUUACACCAACUAAGCCCCUGUUGACGCCGCAGCUCCCGAAGCUUCAGCAAGCACCCACAUCGCACCACAGGCCCCUGCACACGCCCAUGUCGCAUCCUCCUCCACUGCAGGCACACCACCCUGUCAGCACUGAAAAGACUCCCUCCAGCCAGCAGCCAAUCAUCACACAGAGCGCCACUGUCACCAAGAUCACCUUUGGCAGCCCCCACCAUUCAUCGCCGGUAUUCAGCAGUGCCGAGGCCACCGCCAAACUGAUCCCCGAGUCCAGCUCCGGCCCGUCGGGGGACAAGCCCACGGUGUCAGACAUCCUGAAGAUCUCCAUGAUGGAGGCGGAGAUCGAUCCGAGCACAGAGCCCAUGGUGGUGGAUUCUUCCAGCGACUGCGGCCCUCUGGGGAAAGCUCUGGAGGUCCAAGCUAUGUCAGGCACGCUGGACUCAGGCCAGUUCAUCAGCAGCUCUGGGACCUCGAUGCAUCAUUCCCACACUAAGCCCCAGCAGUUCAGCUGCAUGCAGGGCCUCACAGCACAGAGGAGCAAAGAAGAUUUGGAGGUCAUUGAGGUGAUUCCUCAGUACUCCAUCCUGCCGGACUCCAGCCAGUCCAACGUGGUGGUGGAGCCCAGCGGCUUCCUGGAGAUCACCAACUACACCAGCCAGCAGCUGGAGGAGGACAGUCCCAUGGAGCAGGAAGUGGACAGCAGCAACGACGAGGCCACGGCAGCCAGUCCCCCCGACCAACCAUAGACACUCCAUGUGGGUAAAGACGCUGAGGGGAGCAGAUUUGAACAAGCAGACUAAUGCUUUGUUUGUGGCCUCAGAACCAGCAGACAAAGACAACAUUUUUUUUUACUGUGCAGGAGCUACAUUUUUUUAGUUUUUGUGUAAAUACUAGUUUGUUCAUACUAGGGAUUUUGUCCUCCCAGCGACUAACGGCGCAUAUGUUUUUUAUUGCUAGUGAGGAGAGGUGAACGUAAAGUGUGGGAGUGAGGUGAAAGGAUUAGUUAUAGUGUAGACCCAGACAGUUGGAAAACAAGACUCUCCAGACACACAGGGACUUUGUUAACAUUAAUAUUAACAUUGUUUCUUGCAGGACUUUGCAAGACAGUUACACAUUUGUGAAAUUGAUUAUUUGGAUUUUUUGGCACCGUGCCAGAAACAUGCAGCCGUGUCACACUGCAGGCCUUUAUGUUGCUUGUACAGAGUUUCAAGUACUAGUUACGCAACAGUUGCUUUGGGUUGUCACAUUUUGUACAAAAUAACUCUCCUAUUGAUGGACGUCUUCUUUUGAUGACCUGAUGGUUUUACCACCAGAUGAAAAGUAUUUUCUUUGACUGAAGUGCAACUUUGUAACAGUAAAAACUCUUAAAAUGCUUAUUUUAAGUUUUCAGAAGAGACAACAAAACUGGACCAGACUGAAUUUCAGCGUGAAACAAAGCAGAACCAGAAAGUCCAACAUAUGUGUUGCUCUUGAUUGUAACUGAUUUAAUGUUUAAAAAGUACCCUUUUUUUUGCUAAGAUAUAAAGUUUGAAAGGUUGCUGUGAGAGUUUCACUAAGUAUGCAUUUUCUUUUUGCAUAGUGUGUUUUAAACUAUGCAUUUCUUUUAUACCUUUUCAAACUAGAUAACUAGUUGAGAAAAAACAUUUUAAUCUGCAAAAUAAAUCAGCUGAGUAGAA
Molecule: messenger RNA, 4991 nt
Organism: Micropterus dolomieu (smallmouth bass)
Lineage: Eukaryota; Metazoa; Chordata; Actinopteri; Centrarchiformes; Centrarchidae
Gene: emsy
Product: EMSY transcriptional repressor, BRCA2 interacting
Exons: 21
Coding region: 207-4061 (1284 amino acids)
Biological process (GO): regulation of DNA-templated transcription
Cellular component (GO): nucleoplasm
Source: RefSeq, a predicted model, not a curated record